Microcebus murinus (gray mouse lemur) is the source of this 6193-nucleotide messenger RNA. The record is from RefSeq and is a predicted model, not a curated record. Lineage: Eukaryota; Metazoa; Chordata; Mammalia; Primates; Cheirogaleidae.
AAGCUUUAUAGUGGAAAAAGGAAAGCUUCAGAUAAACCCUGAUUUGAGGCUGCUGGCAUGGAGAAGCUGUAGAUGGACUAAUUAGAAGCAGGGCAUCCUAUGUAAUUAUUCAGGGAUGGAUGCAUAUUUGGCUUUCUCUAGUUGGUCUUAACAUGGAAGUGGAGACAAAAAUUAGGGAAACUCAGUUAUUAAUCAAGUCCUGGCCAUUUGGGAUAGAUUGCUACAAGGUUAUUGUUUGGCUUCCUGGAAUGGUUACCACAUACAGAAGUCUGACUUCUUGGACUGGUUACUGUACAUAGUAGGUUGGCUUCCUGGGCUGGUUGCUGCAGGUUGUAGUUCAGCAUUCUAUUUUUAUAUAUAAUCUGGCCACCAUCCAUUUAUAUAUUUAGUCUCUCAGGAGGGAGGAGGGAAGAAAUAAAAAAGGAACAGGGAAGCCAGGUGAUUACAGCAAAUAAACUUCUCUGCCAGUACUUCAAUAGUCCUAUAUAGGUUUCCUUAGUCAAGCUUGUCUUCCCUUCUCAGUCCUACUUAUCCACAGUUAAAUACUCUUCUCUCUGUUUAUUUCUCAACUAUUGAACAUAGCAAACAUAACAAUUUGUCAUCAUGUUUUUCCUCCUAAUAAAUUGCAAACUUCUUCAGAGUAGGAAUCAUGUGUCAUUUAUUUCAUACAGUCUGUUCCUGGCAUUGCAUCUGGAUAUAGUCUGUUUUCAACACGCUUUGUUGAACUCCAGGGUAGAUUACAGGGCUGCAUGUGUGUUAUAAUUUACAGUACUUUAUCUCGAGUUAUUCGUUUAAUGUCAUUACAUUUUCGUCAAAAACCCACAGGUGUUAUAGAAUCCAAAACUAUAAAUAAAUGACAUACUAGAAAGCGCCAAAGAAAAUUAGCAAAGCAUAUAGGAAGUUAAUAUAGCUGAAGAAAGCGAGAGCCUCUCUAUAAGCUUCAUGAGGCUGAGAUUUUUAUCACUUUCUUUCACUGUUGUACCCCCAGUACAGUAUCUAAAACGGGGCCUGGCACGGAUUACAUCCUCAGGAGUGAGUGAAUGAGAGGUCGACCCUCGUCACACGGAAAAAUAGGGAUAGCACGAUACAGCCUCACCACAAGAAGCACGCCACAGAAAGAAACCCAGGAGUCGAGCGCGGGCUCCUCCCUCAGUGGGAGGGGCUAGGGAGCGCACUCCUUUACGACCCUCGGCCAGUCUGCGCGGCCCGCCUCCCCCUCCUCCUCCUUCGCCGCCGCCGCGUGCAAGGGCUUCUGGGAGCCGAGCCUCAGGGUCUUAGAGAAGGGGCGCAGGUGGCCGCCAUCUUGGGUUGCGAGCCGGGUCGCUGCGCUCCACGCUUCACGCUCCACGUUAGGGGCGGAGUGGCUGCUCCUCUCUUACCCGCGGCAGACUUCGUCGCUGGGGACUUGGAAGUCUGGGCACUGGAGAGUAUCACAUUAAUGGUUGUUCAAACGCAGAAAUGUCUCUUUGCCCAGAAAUGAUGAAUCUAUGCUAGAAAGUCCUAUACAGGAUCCAGAUAUCAGUUCCACUGUACCCAUUCUAGAGGAAGAAGUUAUUACCACUGACAUGGUUCAGAUGAUUUUUUCUAAUAAUGCUGAUCAACAGCUAACAGCAACACAAAAAUUUAGAAAGCUGCUUUCUAAAGAACCUAAUCCACCAAUAGAUCAAGUUAUACAGAAACCAGGAGUCGUACAGAGAUUUGUGAAAUUUCUUGAAAGAAAUGAAAAUUGUACUCUACAAUUUGAAGCUGCGUGGGCAUUAACUAAUAUAGCAUCUGGAACUUUUCUACAUACCAAGGUAGUAAUUGAAACUGGGGCUGUUCCAAUUUUUAUCAAACUUCUUAAUUCCGAACAUGAAGAUGUUCAGGAACAGGCGGUUUGGGCACUUGGUAAUAUUGCUGGUGACAACGCAGAAUGCAGAGAUUUUGUAUUGAAUUGUGAAAUACUUCCACCUCUGUUAGACUUAUUAACAAAUUCAAACAGACUUACAACAACAAGAAAUGCUGUAUGGGCCCUCUCAAAUUUAUGUAGAGGCAAAAACCCUCCUCCAAACUUUAGUAAGGUUUCACCUUGCUUAAAUGUCCUAUCACGAUUGUUGUUUAGCAGUGACCCAGAUGUGUUAGCAGAUGUGUGUUGGGCCCUUUCUUAUCUCUCCGAUGGACCCAAUGAUAAAAUUCAAGCAGUCAUUGAUUCUGGAGUGUGUCGAAGAUUGGUGGAACUUUUGAUGCACAAUGAUUAUAAAGUUGUAUCACCUGCAUUAAGGGCAGUUGGUAAUAUUGUGACUGGUGAUGAUAUUCAAACACAGGUAAUUUUGAAUUGCUCUGCAUUACCCUGUCUCUUACAUUUAUUGAGUAGUCCAAAGGAGUCAAUUAGAAAAGAAGCUUGCUGGACUGUUUCUAACAUCACUGCUGGAAAUAGAGCUCAGAUUCAGGCUGUUAUAGAUGCAAAUAUUUUUCCUGUUUUGAUUGAGAUUCUUCAGAAGGCAGAGUUUCGCACCAGAAAAGAAGCAGCAUGGGCUAUAACUAAUGCAACAUCAGGAGGUACUCCAGAGCAGAUAAGGUAUCUGGUAGCCUUAGGCUGCAUUAAACCACUUUGUGACCUUCUGACCGUUAUGGACUCCAAAAUAGUCCAAGUGGCUUUAAAUGGACUGGAAAAUAUUUUACGUCUGGGAGAACAAGAAUCUAAGCAGAAUGGAAUAGGCAUUAAUCCAUACUGUGCUCUCAUUGAAGAAGCAUAUGGUCUGGAUAAAAUUGAGUUUCUGCAAAGCCAUGAAAAUCAGGAAAUUUACCAAAAGGCUUUUGAUCUGAUUGAACAUUACUUUGGUGUAGAAGAAGAUGACCCCAGUAUUGUACCUCAGGUGGAUGAAAACCAACAACAGUUUGUAUUUCAGCAGCAGGAAGCACCAAUGGAUGGAUUUCAGCUUUAAUUCGGUGAAGGAAAAAAAUUAAUGAUUGAAAAGAGUAGCUUUGGAUAUCUCUUCUUUGUUGGAAUGUCAGUAGGAAUAUUUGUUUUUUACAUAGAAAAGGAAGAAUUUGAUGCACUAUUAAAAAGCAAAAUGAAACAAAAGUAAAAGCAAAAUGAAACAGAAGUUUCCAUUCAGAUGCAACCUUUCUUUGUAGUUUUUUGUUAUUUUUUGUGCCUGUAUUUAUGUCUUUUGUUGUUUGGAUUUUUGUAUCUCUUUGUGAACAAUUAAAUACAUUAUGCAAUUAUUUAAUAACUUAAGCUUGAAAAGAGAACUUUGGUAAAGUAUUACAUAACAAUUCUGAAUUUUUUUAAGCAUUCUUGGAAGCUGCACAUUAGCAGUAUAGCUGUUGAUAAUUGCAUUUUGGCAGUAAGUCUUACACACUCAAUCUUUACUAAAUCUACCUCUAUCUUGAAGCAAAAAAAACAAAAAAAAAGCGCUUCAGAAGCAUGAAAUAGUGUAAAAGCUAAAUUAGAAUGUGAAAGUAUUUACCUUAAAUUAUAAAUCACUGUGCUGUAGGUUAUACUUUGUAAAAAAAAAUUACAACAGAAAACCUAUAAAAUUUAUUUAUAAAACAAAAAGUAUUGUGCUGAUAAUCAGUUAAAAUGUGGCAAUUGUGAAGAGAGAAGCUGUUCUUCAUGUUGAACACAUUAAAAAGAUUACUUUUAAAUAAAGCAUUUCAAUAUUUGUUUUUAACAUAUAAAUGCUAUUAUAUUAAUAUAUUUUGUAUUUCAACCAGAUGAUACCAUUUUUGAAAUAGUGUUUUAUUAUUUUUUCACUCUUCAUUUUAAAGAGCAUCGUGAUAGAUGCCAUCAUGAAUCUAAAGUAGUGCUGCAUAUCUAAAAUAAUACUGUAAUUAUUUUUCUGAUUUUUCAGAAGAGUAAUUGAAAAGUUUCAUUCUCUGUAUAAUAGUAAAACUUGGAUACUUGAAUGGCAAAAUUAUCUUGAAGAAAUAAUCUUGUUAUGUAUUAAAUUUUAUUAGGUGCAUUUAACAUUUGGGCACUGAUGAAAAUCAAAAUUGCUUAGGAUUCUUUAAUAUGGUUGAAAUCUAUAUUAGAAUUUUUUCUUUUAUAGAAGGUCAUACUGCUGCUUGUUAUGAAUCGUGUUUUAGAUUACAUUUGUGUCAGAUUGGUAAAUAUAAUGUGUGUGUUUUAUGAACUAACAGCAAAAUCCUCUUCAAACUAUGAAAGUUUAAAAGAAAGAUUUCAAUAGUAAUAUUAUAUAUUUAUUUAUAGAUACAUAUAUAUUUGUGUGUCUGUGUGUUACUCAUGGUACUAUGCUUGGUAGAAUUUCUAAGCAGAGAUGGUACUGUUGAACUCAGUCUUUUAAUUUAUAGUUAUAUACAGGCUAUUUACAUUUCCAAUUAUAUACCUAGAAUACUUAUUUAAAACUUAGUUUGCAGCUCUUUUAAGGUGAACUAAAGCAAUUUUGAUAUGAUUCAUAAUCUAUUCUGUAAAGAAAGAUUUCAUUUAUGAUGGCAUUAAUAAUGUUUCUGCUGGAAAUCAGAGGCAUGUUCUAAGAGGAAAAUGUAUACAGGAGUACUUUUAAAUAGUAUGACACUUUGUAAAUUAUAUAUCAUGAAACUAAGUUUUUGGCAAGACACUUAAAACCUAUAGCUAUAAAAUACAGGUUUAAGUGGUGUCUGUAAUGCUGAAUGCAUCUGCCAACCCUUUUUUUAUAUUGUUAAGUAGAGGAUUGUAUCUGUGCCCUUUUUAAGUAGUGGGAGUUAAAUAGUUGAGUAUAAAAAGUUUUUCAUUAUAUAUUCAAAAAACAGGGUAGUUAAAGAUUACCAAAUUAAUGGCGAAUUUAUCAGAUAAACACUUUUUUGUGGUGUAGACAGUUCUGAUUAUCAGGUGACAGGGUAUUCUCUUUCUAGUCAAUUGAAAUUGAUAAUGCAGCAUAAUUCAUAAAUUAACCAGCUGUGCCUGCUUUUAUUUUGAGGACCCCAUAGUCACUAUAAUAAAUCUCUAAAUCAAAUUUUUCAAACAAAGUAGCUCUUAUAGAAGAAAAAACUAAUACAUGUGUGUGUGUACACACAUAGAAUGACCUAUGAAGGGAUAUUUUUAAAUUUUUGCCAGUAAAACAAACAUAUGUCUAAGUAUAGAAUAUGACCAUACUUUAUAAACAUUUAAAUACAAAGUUAUAUUUAAUUUCUUGAAUCUGUUUCUUGAGUAAUUAGUGUGAUUAUAUUUGAGUGCAAAGAGUACUAUCUAGAAGUUGGGACCAGCUCUAAGCCUGGUAAUAUAUUUAAUUGGAUAAAGGCUAACAAAUAUUUCAUUACUAUAAUUGUUUUUAAAAAUAUGAUUACUCUUUUCAAAUGUACCAUUUAAAAUGCUCCAAAAUAUGUUUUCAUUAUUCUUCCCUGGAUCUUAUGAAAAAAAUAAAUCUUUUUUUAACUCACUUUUCUAAGAUUUGUUAUAUUUAAAUCUAAGAUAAACUGUGCCAAAAUAAUAAUAAAAUGCAGUAUAAAGGGCAAUGUGGAUUAAUUAAUUCAAUGCAAAUACCAAAAAAACACUUAAAAGAGUCCUUUUCAUUUAAUUAAAUUUGGUGUUUUAUUUUAUUUGAAUUUGAAUUUCUACUAGUUAAUCUAUGCAAUGUUUCUCACUUAUUUUAUAAGUACUUUAUUCAGUAGCUUGGUCUUUUUACUAUAAAUUUUAUUUUAAAGGUGGUUUUAAUUUUUACUGUCCUUAAAUUUUAUUGUCAUUUGUUCACUUACCGGUAGCACCAGAACAAGAAAGCAACAAAACAAAAAGGUAAUAAAUUCUUCUGGCACAGAAAUAACAUCAUUUGGUAACUGUAAAACCUAUUUGCAAUUAAAGGUAGAUUUAUUGGAUAAAGGACUAAAAAUAAGUGUUUAUUGCCUUUGUCUUUAUAUUUUUCUUCUUCAAAGAAGCAGCAUUUUGGAAAAAGUAAAUACAAUAAAGUCUUAGUGAAUUUUUGUUCUAAAUUCAGCAAUCUACUGGCUACUUAAUUGUGAAACUGUGAAAUCAGAUUGUUCUUAACCUUUAUUCAUUUUCAUUUAUAGCAUUACUGUUUUAUGAAAUGUGACAUUUUAGGAGCCAAUGUAAUAGGGCUCUAAAAAGGAGAGUGUGUCUUUAAAUUCUGACUUGAAGAAUAAGACAUGGGGAAGAUAUUCUGACCUAAGUAAACCAACAUUUGAGCAGUAUGCAAUAUUAUGAAAUGUUACAGCACUAUCUUAAAAAUAAUAAAAUACUAUUUUACAAUUGCAUUUA